AUGUCCGCAAAGUCCAUCUACGAGGCCGACGGCAAGGCCAUCCUCAACUACCAUCUCACCCGCGCACCCGUCAUCAAGCCCACACCUCUACCCGCACAAGCAACACACAACCCACCCGCCAAGCUUGCCGCCAUCCAAUUCGAGGAGGGUGACAAUGUCGAGGGUGUCCUCGACCGCGCAGAGGCCACAUUCCCUUUCCUGCUCGUGCCGGGUUCGAAAUUCGUUGCGAAGCCAGAUCAGCUCAUCAAGCGAAGAGGCAAGUCUGGCCUGCUCAAGCUGAAUGCGACAUGGCAAGACGCUCGCGAGUGGAUUGCGGCGAGGGCGAACAAGGUCCAGAAGGUUGAGCAUGUGGAGGGUGCCCUCAGGCAUUUCCUUGUUGAGCCCUUUGUGCCCCAUCCUCAGGAGACUGAGUACUACAUCAACAUCAACUCCGUCCGUGAGGGCGACUGGAUCCUGUUCUACCACGAGGGUGGUGUCGAGGUUGGUGAUGUUGACGCAAAGGCCGAGAAGCUCCUGAUCCCAGUCGACCUGAGCCAAUACCCAAGCAACGAGGAGAUCGCCAAGGGCCUUCUUUCCAAGGUGCCAAAAGGUGUGCACAACGUCCUCAUCGACUUCAUCUCCCGCCUCUACGCUGUCUACGUCGACUCGCAGUUUACCUACCUUGAGAUCAACCCUCUUGUUGUCAUUCCCAACAAAGAUGUCACCGGCGCAGAAGUCCACUUCCUUGAUUUGGCGGCCAAGAUCGACCAGACCGCUGAGUUCGAGUGCGGUAGCAAAUGGGCCAUUGCCCGCUCACCCGCCGCCCUCGGCAUGCCAGCCAUCGCUGAGAAGACCGGCAAGGUCUCCAUCGACGUCGGCCCGCCAAUGGAGUUCCCGGCUCCGUUUGGCCGCGAGAUGAGCAAGGAGGAGGCAUACAUUGCUGAGAUGGACGCUAAGACUGGUGCUUCGCUCAAGCUGACCAUCCUGAACGGCAAGGGCCGCGUGUGGACAUUGGUCGCUGGUGGUGGUGCUUCUGUCGUGUAUGCUGAUGCCAUUGCCGCUGCUGGCUUUGCUAGCGAAUUGGCCAACUAUGGCGAGUACUCUGGUGCUCCCACCGAGACUCAGACUUUCCACUACGCCAGGACUGUGUUGGAUUUGAUGUUCAGGUCACCCAACACAGCCGAUGGCAAGGUCCUGUUCAUUGGUGGCGGUAUUGCCAACUUCACCAAUGUUGCAAGCACAUUCAAGGGUGUCAUUCGCGCCCUCCGCGAAGUCGCCCCUCUCCUCAUCGAGCACAAGGUCCAGAUCUGGGUCCGUCGUGCCGGGCCCAACUACCAGGAGGGUCUCAAGAACAUCAAGGCCGUCGGCAAGGAGUUGAAUCUCAACAUGCAUGUUUUCGGCCCGGAGAUGCACGUCUCUGGUAUCGUGCCUUUGGCCUUGAUCCCGGGGAAGAUGAACAGCUCAAUCAAGGAGUUUGAGGGUUAG
Messenger RNA from Recurvomyces mirabilis, 1464 nucleotides. It is a transcript of the gene acl2, whose product is annotated as beta subunit of ATP citrate lyase. The record is from RefSeq and is a predicted model, not a curated record. Bases 1 to 1464 code for a protein of 487 amino acids. Gene Ontology annotation, molecular function: ATP citrate synthase activity. Gene Ontology annotation, biological process: fatty acid biosynthetic process; acetyl-CoA biosynthetic process; tricarboxylic acid cycle. The transcript is spliced from 3 exons. Gene Ontology annotation, cellular component: cytosol. Lineage: Eukaryota; Fungi; Ascomycota; Dothideomycetes; Mycosphaerellales; Teratosphaeriaceae.